AUGCCUGAAGCACUGAUACCCGUUCAACUUUUAUGGGUAAAUCUUGUAACUGAUGGUCUUCCGGCGACUGCACUUGGGUUCAAUCCUCCAGAUCAUGAUAUAAUGAGAAGGCCCCCAAGAAAUAGCAGGGAACCGAUUGUUGGAAAAUGGUUAUUUUUCCGAUAUAUGAUUGUUGGUAUUUAUGUUGGUGCAGCUACUGUAUUUGCUUAUGCGUGGUGGUUCCUAUUUUACACCGAAGGACCUCAAAUUUCAUUUUAUCAAUUGUCCAACUUCCAUCGAUGUAGCUCAUUGUUUCCUGAAAUAGGAUGUGAAAUGUUUACAAACAUUAUGGCAAAUCGUGCUACAACUAUGUCACUAUCGGUUUUGGUCACCAUAGAAAUGCUUAAUGCCACAAAUUCCCUUAGUGAAAAUGAAAGUUUAUUAACGUUGCCUAUAUGGAGUAAUAUUUAUCUCGUGUUAUCAAUAAUUCUUUCGAUGGCUUUGCAUUUCGCAAUUUUAUAUAUUCCAUUUUUCACGCAUCUUUUUGCUAUAGUUCCUCUUAACUUGGCUGAAUGGAAAGCAGUUUUAUGGAUAUCCUUACCCGUAAUCUUUAUUGAUGAAGCAAUGAAAUUUAUUAGUCGAACGUUUAUUGAUGAUAUAUCACGACCCAACCCAUAUCUUCCACGUUUUUCGGACUUAUUAAGUCGCGUUAGUAAUUUUUCAAUUAUAGAAUCCACUUUACGAGAGGGAGAACAAUUCGCCAAUGCAUUUUUUGAUACUGCCAAAAAGAUUGAAAUUGCUAGAGCACUAGAUGAUUUUGGGGUUGAAUAUAUUGAACUUACUUCACCAGCUGCUUCGGAACAGUCUCGACAAGAUUGUAUCGAAAUUUGUAAGCUAGGAUUGAAGGCAAAAAUUUUGACUCAUAUAAGAUGCCAUAUGGAUGAUGCGAAAAUUGCUGUCGAGACUGGUGUUGACGGUGUUGAUAUUGUAAUAGGAACUUCUUCGUACCUCCGUGAAUUCUCUCAUGGUAAAGACAUGGAUUAUAUUGCCAAUGCAGCUACCAAAGUUAUAAAUUUUGUCAAAUCCAAGGGAAUCGAAGUACGAUUUUCUUCUGAAGAUUCUUUCCGAAGUGAUCUGGUUGAUUUGUUAGCUCUUUAUCGAACAGUGGACAAAUUGGGAGUAGAUCGUGUAGGUAUUGCUGAUACUGUUGGAUGUGCUAAUCCACGACAAGUUUAUGAAUUAGUUCGAACAUUGCGUGGUGUUGUAUCUUGUGAUAUCGAGUGUCAUUUUCAUAAUGAUACAGGAUGUGCUAUUGCAAAUGCUUAUUCUGCUCUCGAGGCAGGAGCAACCCAUAUAGAUACUUCUGUAUUAGGUAUUGGUGAACGUAAUGGUAUAACUCCACUUGGUGGUUUUAUUGCUCGAAUGUAUACUGCCAAUAGAGAUUAUAAUAAAUCUAAGUAUAAGCUUCACAUGCUUCGUGACCUCGAGAACUUGGUUGCUGAUUCUGUCAGUGUUCAAGUUCCUUUUAAUAAUUAUAUUACCGGUUAUUGUGCAUUCACACAUAAAGCUGGUAUUCACGCUAAAGCUAUUUUAAAUAAUCCAAGUACAUAUGAAAUUUUGAAACCAGAAGAUUUUGGAAUGACCCGAUAUGUAUCAAUUGGUCAUCGUUUAACAGGAUGGAAUGCUGUUAAAAAUCGGGUAGAACAAUUAGGUCUUUGUCUAAAUGAUGAACAAGUUAAGAAGGUUACCGCAAAGAUCAAGGAAUUAGCUGACAUUCGACCACAGAGUAUGGAGGAUGUUGAUAAUUUAUUGAGAGAAUAUCAUUACGCUGUUGAGUCCGGAAAUGUAAUGAAAUUUGAAAAUGGUUUAACUGCUACUAAUGGUUCUUAA
Messenger RNA from Diversispora eburnea, 1869 nucleotides. The record is from the annotation of a GenBank genome assembly. Lineage: Eukaryota; Fungi; Glomeromycota; Glomeromycetes; Diversisporales; Diversisporaceae.